Molecule: messenger RNA, 339 nt
Organism: Lottia gigantea (owl limpet)
Lineage: Eukaryota; Metazoa; Mollusca; Gastropoda; Lottiidae
Exons: 2
Coding region: 1-339 (112 amino acids)
Source: RefSeq, a predicted model, not a curated record
AUGGCGACGUCCAGUGAAUCCACCAACACAAAAUUUUGGACUGUGGAGAAGGAGCAGAUUUUAGUAGAUAUGUGGUCGCAAUCUGCCUUUUUGUUUAUGAUUUCUUCGCCCGACUAUUCAGAUAGGGACAAGAAGUACGCUGCGAUGCAAGAAAUAGCACAAGCCCUGGAAACAACCGAUAUCGAAGAUCUACCUAACGAUGUCAAGCCGAAAUCUUGCCGACAUCGGGUCGUUGUUAGUUCACGAUCGACAUCCGAUGUGCACAUUUCUAUUAUAACUGACGUGAUACUGAUAUCGGGAAGAUAUCGCCAUUUGAUAGUGGAUAGACAGGCGAUUUGA